Messenger RNA from Gastrolobium bilobum, 1527 nucleotides. RefSeq lists its product as uncharacterized. The transcript is spliced from 3 exons. Gene Ontology annotation, molecular function: nucleic acid binding; RNA-DNA hybrid ribonuclease activity. Lineage: Eukaryota; Viridiplantae; Streptophyta; Magnoliopsida; Fabales; Fabaceae. The record is from RefSeq and is a predicted model, not a curated record. The coding region runs from base 1 to 1527 and encodes 508 amino acids.
AUGGUGGAAUUAGACAUGAGAGAUGAUACUCAGAUGCCGAGGCCUAAACCCAACGGAGAGUUAGAAGAAGUAACCAUCGGAGAUCCAGGACAAACUGCAAAGAUCGGAGCCACUUAUCAAAGAAUGAUGAACCAGGUGUUUGCAGACCAGCUGGGCAAAAGUGUUGAGGUAUACAUAGAUGACAUGAUAGUCAAGUCACUAAAUUCAACAGUGCAUAUGGAAGAUUUGGAGCAGACAUUUGAGAAAUUGAGGCGACACAACAUUUGGUUAAACCCAGCAAAAUGCGCUUUCGGGGUCUUUGCGGGAAAGUUCCUCGAUUUUAUCUUGACUCACAAAGGUAUUGAGGCUAAUCCGGAUAAGUGCAGAGCCGUGCUAGAAAUGAAGGCUCCUACGAGCAAGAAAGAAAUACAACAAUUAACGGGGAGAUUGGCCUCCCUCACUAGGUUUCUUCCCCGGUCUGCAGAAACAACAUUACCUUUCUUCAAGUUACUUAGAAAUGAGGUGCAAUAUGGAUGGACCUCAGAAUGUGAAGCCGCGUUCCAAGAGAUAAAAAGGCAGUUAGCUUCUCCUCCAGUGUUAACAAAACCAAGGGAGCAAGAAACUUUGGUAAUGUAUCUUUCUGUGGGUGAUGUUGCUGUCAGUUCGGUCCUAGUACAAGAAGAUGAAGAAGGACAACAACCGAUUUACUUCGGACACAAAAUCUUGGUCAGGUCAGAUUUUCCAAUUCGGAAAAUUCUCCACAAACCUGAUCUAGCAGGAAGGAUGAUGAGCUGGGCUGUGGAGCUGUCAGAAUUUGAUAUAACAUUCGAGAGUCGUAAAGCAAUCAAAUUCAAAGCACUACCAGAUUUUGUUAGAGAACUCACUUCAAUCCAAAAUGGGAAUUCGGAUAGCCUGGAUACCUGGAAAUUGUAUGUAGAUGGCUCCUCCAACUCAAAAAAUAGUGGAGUCGGGGUCAUCAUCGAAAACCCUGAGGGUGUAGCCAUUGAGUAUUCCAUGCAAAUGAGUUUUGAAACAUCAAACAACCAGGCAGAAUACGAAGCCCUCAUAGCCGGCCUUCAGCAGGCUAAGGAACUCGGAGCGCGGAGGCUGCAGGUUUACAGUGAUUCUCAAUUGGUUACGUCCCAAGUGGAAAGGAGUUAUCAAGCUAGAGGACCAUUGUUGACGAAGUAUUUAGACUCCGCUAGGCAGUUAAUGGCAGAAUUCGAACAAGUGGAUAUCAGCCACAUUCCGAGGAAUGAAAAUAGUAGGGCUGAUAUACUAUCCAAGCUAGCAAGUACAAAAGGAAGAGGGAAUCACAGGACGGUGGUUGAGCAGAGCAUCCCAGAGCCCACUUGUGUUAUGCAAAUAACAAGCAUUGAUGAUUGGCCUUUCGAUAUCAUCGAGUACUUCAAAAAAGGGACCUUACCGCCAGCAAUAGAGCAAGCCAAGAAAUUGAUUCGAGAAGCAACCAUGUACACUGUGAUAGAAGGCCAACUUUACAGGAAAAAUGGUUUUUUCACCUUUGUUAAAAUGUCUGAGCUCGGAUAG